Messenger RNA from Eleginops maclovinus (Patagonian blennie), 6433 nucleotides. Its product is annotated as serine/threonine-protein kinase BRSK2-like. Gene Ontology annotation, biological process: intracellular signal transduction; protein phosphorylation; microtubule cytoskeleton organization. The record is from RefSeq and is a predicted model, not a curated record. Lineage: Eukaryota; Metazoa; Chordata; Actinopteri; Perciformes; Eleginopidae. Gene Ontology annotation, cellular component: cytoplasm. Gene Ontology annotation, molecular function: ATP binding; tau-protein kinase activity; protein serine/threonine kinase activity.
CAUCAUCAGAUCACACCCAACGGGGCUGCAGCGACCCGCUCCUCCGGCACCAACACCAUGACACCCGGACUCAAACCCACCAUCUGAGCCGCACUGAGGAACCCAAACCCGGAUCCGGAGACACACUCCUUUACGCACGCACAGGGAGACUCAUAUAUUGCAGCCAAAAAGACUGGAACGCCGACCGGGGCGAACUCUACUGCGCCGCGGAUUUGCGCUUUUUCUCCACAAAAAAAAACCAACUCACUCCCUGCGAGUUAUCUCACACCAACAUAAAUACAAUGUCAUCAUCGGUUAAGGACAGCGGGCAUUACGCCAACUAUGUGGGACCGUACCGCUUGGAGAAGACGCUCGGCAAAGGACAGACAGGUCUGGUGAAGCUGGGCAUCCACUGUGUGACGUGUCAGAAAGUCGCUGUGAAGAUCGUCAACAGAGAAAAGCUCAGCGAGUCUGUGCUCAUGAAGGUGGAGCGGGAGAUAGCCAUUCUGAAACUCAUAGAGCACCCCCACGUUUUAAAGCUGCACGACGUCUAUGAAAAUAAGAAAUACCUGUACCUGGUGCUGGAGCAUGUGUCGGGGGGGGAGCUGUUCGACUACCUGGUGAAAAAGGGCCGACUAACACCUAAAGAGGCCAGAAAAUUCUUCAGACAGAUCAUCUCCGCGCUGGACUUCUGCCACAGCCACUCUAUAUGCCACAGAGAUUUGAAGCCCGAGAACUUGUUGUUAGACGAGAAGAACAACAUCAGGAUCGCAGACUUUGGCAUGGCGUCUCUGCAGGUCGGGGACAGUCUGCUGGAGACCAGCUGCGGGUCUCCGCACUACGCCUGCCCAGAGGUGAUCAGGGGGGAGAAGUAUGACGGCAGGAAAGCAGACGCAUGGAGCUGCGGAGUCAUCCUGUUUGCACUUUUAGUGGGCGCUCUGCCCUUCGACGAUGAUAACCUGAGGAACCUCCUGGAGAAAGUGAAGCUGGGAGUUUUCCACAUGCCUCACUUCAUCCCUCCGGACUGUCAGAACCUGCUCCGCGGGAUGAUCGAGGUGGACGCCGGGAAGAGGCUCACGUUAGAGCAGAUCCAGAAGCAUACGUGGUACCUAGCGGGGAAGAACGAGCCUGAGCCGGAGCAGCCCGUCCCGAGGAAGGUGGCCAUCCGGUCGUUGGCUGCCGCCGAGGAGAUCGACCCGGACGUCCUGGAGAGCAUGCACUCGCUCGGCUGCUUCAGAGACAAGGAGAAGCUCCUCAAAGACCUGCUGUCGGAGGAAGAAAACCAGGAGAAGAUGAUCUACUUCCUGCUGCUGGACCGCAAGGAGAGGUAUCCGAGUCAGGAGGACCAGAACCUGCCGCCACGCACCGAGAUCGCAGACCCUCCGAGGAAGCGCGUGGAUUCUCCGAUGCUGAGCCGCCACGGUAAACGGAGGCCGGAGAGGAAGUCCAUGGAGGUGCUGUGCGUCAUGGAGGGGGGGUCACCGGUCCCCGUACGAAGAGCUAUUGACAUGGCCACCCACGGCCAGAGCAAAUCUGUGUUCAGUAAAAGCUUGGAUAUCACAAACGCUAACUGCAGCAAGGAGGAAAGAUCGCGUUCGAUCAGCGGAGCUUCCUCUGGUCUGUCCACCAGUCCUCUCAGCAGUCCCAGGCCGACGCGGCGGUUUUUCAUCCCGCCCCAGUCCCCAGACCUGUGUCAGUCCCCCAACUGCAGCCCCACCCACUCCCACCACGAGGUCCGCCUUAACGGGGGGCCGCGGACACCAAACUCCUACCACCCAAAGAUGGGGUCCCCCCUCAUGCACCCCCGCACACAGACGCUCCCUGCCAAACCCAAAAUGUCCGAGAAGCCCCUGCAGACCACGCGCUCCAACCCCCUCCCCAACACUGAGAGCCCCACCAACCCCAAAUCAGAGCCCUCCACGCCAUCCACUCCUCUGGCCCCCUGCAUCACCAACAGCCCCAGGGUGAGGCGCCACCCCCCCCUCACUGUACCCCCGAAACUCUCCAUACCCCUCUCCCCAGUACCCCCUAUGUCCCCCCGCCGCCGCCACCACCACCACCACCACCUCCACCUUGACCACAACGGCAAAUCUGUCCCCACCACGCAGGUGACCCCCCACCCCUCCCCCAGAGGGAGCCCUCUCCCCACCCCCAAAGGCACCCCUGUGCACACGCCCAAGGACAGCCCGGCCGGGACCCCCAGCCCAACGCCGCCCCCCAGCCCCUCCAUCGGGGGGCUGCCCUGGAGGACGCGCCUCAACUCCAUCAAGAACAGCUUCCUGGGCUCACCGCGCUUCCACCGCAGGAAAAUGCAAGUUCCCACCCAGGAAGACAUGUCCAGUCUAACUCCAGACUCUUCUCCAGAACUGGCGAAGAAGUCGUGGUUCGGUAACUUCAUAAAUCUGGAGAAAGAGGAGCAGAUCUUCAUCGUUAUCAGAGACAAACCUCUGAACUCCAUCAAGGCCGACAUUGUGCACGCCUUCCUCUCCAUCCCCAGCCUGAGUCACAGCGUCAUCUCUCAGACGAGUUUCCGGGCGGAGUAUAAAUCCUCCGCCGGGCCGACGGUGUUCCAGAAGCCGGUGAAGUUCCAGGUGGACAUCACCUACACGGAGAGCAGCAGCGCCACCAAGGACAACGGCAUCUACUCCGUCACCUUCACCCUGCUCUCAGGUCCAAGUCGUCGUUUUAAGCGCGUUGUGGAGACGAUCCAGGCCCAACUGCUCAGCUCCGACCAGCCCGGCAUCCAGCCGCAGAUAUCUGAUGGCUCUCAGCACUCAGCCUCUUUAUCCGGUAAACCCUCAAAGCGUGGCAGCCCGUUGAGUAACUUCUUUGACGUAAUUAAACAGCUUUUUUCAGACGAGAAGAACCUCCAAGCGUCCCCCGCCACGCCUAGCUCCCCCGCCAAGCAUGCCCCCGGCAGCAAGCCCACUCAGCCCCCGCCCAAUGACUCUAAAUGCCCCCCCGGCAAAGACAAAACAAAGACGGCCGCCAGCAACAGGACACAGGAUCAACCUUAAGGAGCGGUAGCCUUGCAUGUGUAGAGAAAGCUGAUAGCUCGGAGUGAAAACACGCAACUUUUUGCCUAUACAUUUUGUACUGUAUACUGGGAAUGGCUGAUCAGUAUUUUACAAUAAGUAGCAAAUGUAGCUUUGUUGUCCCUUCCUCUCUGGGGGUCUUUUUUUCGGGGGGUGUGUGUCCUCCUCAAGUGUGUGAUGGCUUGACUUGUCUCUGCCACCAGGGAUCAUCCAUAAUAACUAUUAACCUCGGCGGCUCCUCGACUCCACCCGCCGCCUGAAGUCUGAAGAAAAGACACCUCCUUUUCCUCCCCCAUUUCACGUCUCACUCCCCUCUCUAUUCCAACCCAUCAGUAGAGUAAACCAGACCAAACAGAUGCUGUGUCUCAAAUUGCGUACUUCUGAAAUUAGAUUUGUUGUUUUUUAAUGUCCCACUUCAAAUUAUUACAAAGCGCACCGUGAGAGCCUGAGUGGUGCUGUGAUGUCGUGUUUUCUGUGUUGGCCCCUGAAGGCACCAUUCGCCUUGGUUCAAUUAGAUUUUUUUAUUAGAUUUUGGAUUUUUGCAGAACAGAAUCUCUGUGUCAAACAGACGUUUAUGAUCCUACACGCUUUGUUCAGCAGGAACAUUUCCACAUGUGAACACCACUUUAUGAUUUCUGAAGUAGAACGCUAACGUUACGCUAUAAAGGAACUACAGCACGCUCACGUGACUUCACGUCACCACCACUAACGGCUUACGUUGAGUGUGAUGACGUUUAGUCGUCUCAUUUAGACCCUCGUUCGCAGCCGCCAUUUUCAAAUUCACCAGUGGGAUAUUUACUGACGUAUUUUACGUUUUAGAUCAAAUGUUAAAAAUCUGUUAACAACAGAACUUAUUUCAAGCUAACAAGCAAAAACACAUUCUGAAACCCAUUGACUUCCAGGCGACAGGAAGUGCUAAAAUGCUGACUCUUUUCAUGGUGCAGGGCUCAUUAGCACACUGUACAAAUAUAAUUACUACAUGUGGGUUUCUUCUUAGUGAAGAAUCCGAAUCUAGACACAGUGGUGGUACCACAAACGAUCGUUGCUACUCAGACAGCUAGCUAACAGCGGCGAUCGUGACUUCCGGUGAGGGCACGAAAGCCAGGGGAGAUUAAGGACGACACUCCACGGUUGAAUUUCAGACUCAACAAGUGUUUAAAAGUGUAUGACAUACAGUUACUAAGGAAAGAAUCCAAAUUGAGACGUUUGUACAGCAGACGAUAGCGUUGCUACUUAGCUAGCUAGCUAACGGCGGCAAUCAAGAUUUGAGACACUUCACGGUUGAAUUUCACACACUGAGCAGUUGCUCACAGUUUUCAGUAUGGCAGUGGACUAAUGGAAGUAUCUAGAUUGAGACACAGCAAUAGACACAUCUCGUUAGAGUUGUUAGAAGAAGAAAAAAGCCUUAAGACAGUGAUGUUUGUCUACACACAUCCCCUCUCCUGCUUUCUCUUUCUCCUGAUUCUCCCACAUGUACAUAGAUAAAAACACGCAUACUGUAUGUACUCCAACACUGACUUCUCUGCGGGAUGUAAUGAGAAGUGGAGACGGACGGACAGACGGACGCUGGCUGGAUUGUAACUCUUUUUAAUGUCUUUGUGAACAGCAGGAUCUUCUCUUCUGUAAAAAUGGGUUAAAAAAAGUUGCCAUAGAAAGGGUGGUGGGGGGGGGGGGGGGGGGGGGGUGAUAUUUCAAAAAUGAAUGAUCUAUUCUGUUGUACAGAUUAAAUAAUGUUCCGUGUGUACAAAUUGUAGUUGUGACAUUAUGUUUUUAGAGUUGUUGCCAUAUUUUGCUUUGUAUUCCUGUGACCGGCCCGCUCACAACAGCAUUGACCUUUUCACACUCUUUUAGAGACAUGGAUUUACGUCGUUGAUCGAUAAAAAGCCAUCGUAUAGAUCUAUCUGAUUGUGCCAAAAUGGAGGCAGAUAUCGUAGCUUUCUAGCUAAGUUUUAUUCAACUUUUGUUGCUGCGAUAAAAACUAAGAGGAAUUAUCUGUGUGUAGAGACCUUUGAGACUUAUUAGAGGUGUGAUUGAAAAUACCUGCUCAUUGUAAUGCAAAAAUAUGACAAUGCUGCUUUUCUGAUUGAAAUAAUAUUAAAGUGGAUGUUUUUGUUCUGACAAAACACGACAUUUGAACAGCUCUUUGGACAUGUUUCACUAUUUCUUUAUGUAGAAUUCUCAAAGAAAUGAUCAGCAGAAUAAUACAUACUUAAACUAAACGUACAAAUGCGUUGUGAAGCACUGUUUUGGGUUUUGGACAAAACAAGACCUCGAGUUUGAAAUGUUUUUGCUAUUUUCUGGCAUUUUAAAGACCAAAUAAUUAAUCGGUUAAUAACAAAAUAAAUGUCAGAAUGAAUCGUGAAUAUCAUAAUAGUUAUUUGAAGCCUUCAUAGGAAUAUGUCUAACAUAAAAUCGCAUCAAUAACUCAUCAAUAAAAAAAGUAGUUUUAGGGUUAGUAAAGAGCAGUGGUAAAGAAAAUAGAUUAAUAGCUGUGACUGAAGAAUGCAUGUUAGCUUCCAGAAGAAUAGCUGAAAUGAAACUAUACAUAAGUAGUCGUUCCCCAUGUUGCUGUUGUGACCGGGCCUCGUUAAUAAAAUGUCUCCUUUUCCGUUUUGCACUUUUGAGAGUGAGUCAGAAUCUGUUGCAUUUUUUUAUUUUAUUAUCAUUUCUACAAUAUUGAACUGCUGUGUAUAUUUUUGUACUUGAUUGUCUUUUUUUUUUGUAUUAUUAUUUAAUUUAUUCUCAGUUAUUUAUAUGAUAGAGAAUGUUUCUUACCGUCAAAUUAUUUAAGGAUAUUUUUGUCAUGUUUAAGUUAUUAUUUUUGCUAUCCUUAAUUUUUCUGACGAGAGGAAUCUGUAAUAUACAUUUCUGAAAAAUGAUUUACCGUAAUUUAAGAAUGUAGACUUAGCCUCUUUGAGAGGAACGAACCCUCUGUUGAUAACUGUCCCCCCCCCCCCCCCCAAACAAACACUCAUCUGUAAAUACUUUUCUGACAGCUUAUUUAAAAAGCUUUGACCUCGUGCGGUUGUUUGCAUGUUCAGCAUUCGUCUUUUCUUUGCAUGUCGUCGUUGGGAUUGUUCUCCUGUUCCCUUGUUUCUCUUCAUUUAUGUAUUUAAGUUCUUUACGUUUUAUUUUUCGUAUUAUUUAUUUUUUCCACCCUUUUUGAUUACUGUGCACACACGCAGUAACCGUGCAAUGCAUCCUCCUUUCAUUCUCUCAAAGAGGGAGCUCUCUGCGGAUCGCUGGGUUCACAAGAGAGUGAAAAUUAAAGCAAUACCUUUCAUUGUCCGCGUUCCUCUUUUUCUACGGGGGGGAAUCACACUGAACGGACUCUGCAGGAUAAACCACUGGCAAUGUAUUCCCUCGUGAUGUUACUGUGAACAACUUCAGUGCUAAAGGAAAUAAAUCUGUUGACUUUG